Megalopta genalis is the source of this 4031-nucleotide messenger RNA. RefSeq lists its product as uncharacterized. Lineage: Eukaryota; Metazoa; Arthropoda; Insecta; Hymenoptera; Halictidae. Gene Ontology annotation, biological process: intracellular signal transduction; phosphatidylinositol phosphate biosynthetic process. The record is from RefSeq and is a predicted model, not a curated record. Gene Ontology annotation, cellular component: phosphatidylinositol 3-kinase complex. Gene Ontology annotation, molecular function: 1-phosphatidylinositol-3-kinase regulator activity.
CUUAUCUAUAUUCUAAAACCGUGGAAGAAGAAUUAUCGACAAUUGUGUCUUUAUCACGAACAUCUACCAAGGUUACCAAAACGCUGAGACCAGACAAAUCUGAUGACCAGUAUUAUUUAUGACGAUGGUGAUGUUAUAUUUUAUUGUCGCAGCAGAUAAUUUAUUAUCCGUUCCGUCUGUGUUCUAAACCAGCGAAAAAAGUGUUACCGAAAGUUGUUUGUCUGGUCGUACCGCCAUCAUAGCCAUUGCUAGAAUAGAGUUCUUAAUGCUCCCUCAACGAGUUUUCCACGAUUUCCACCACCACUGUUGGCCGGAUCACGUGCUCGCCCCUACUCCAUCCUUCUACAAAAGCAAUUAUAGAUUCAUUCAGUGGUAGCAGCGCCAGUGCUGUCCAGACCCUCGUGUCAGGAAGAUCGUUUCCAUGGUCUUUCGAUAUUUCAUUUAUCAAACAUUUAAAUAGAAACUAGGUUUGAAAAGAAAUGAACACUAUAUACCUUCACUGCUUUCUCCUCGAGUCGACGAGCUAGCCUGAGAAUUUUGUCAAUUUUCAAUUGUGCUUCGGCGACAGAUUAUUUUUAGCAGUGCUUCGAGCUAUUUUCGAGACGUGAGGUGAAAGUGGAAGUGCCUUUUCGGAGAAAGUUUCAUAGGGGAUUUCUUCCCGGUGGUCACCAAAUUACAAAAACUUAUUUCGAUACAAGACUGUUAUGCUGAAAGUAAUAUAAUUCUGCACAAAAUGUUGACAGUAAUGUGUCCAAACUGUCGUCAUCGGUUUCCAGCUCCUGGUUGCUGUGAACCACAAAACGUAGACAAAAAUAAUGGUUUUAUUCACCCGACGGCUUGUUAUUAUGGUGGGCUUCUAGUUCCUAAAGGAUACACCAGUGGUGGUGGUUGCUUUAUAAAUGCUCCCACUAUUAUUCACAGUCAGCCUAUUAUUAAUUCUUUUAACCAUCCAUCUGUGGCAUUUGAUUUAGAAAAACCAAGAAUCGAUAAACAAAAGGAUAUUUUCCUACAAAGAUCUGAAAAAGACAUUAGAGGUCAUGGAUUUCCAAUAUUCAAUCACGAAAUUGAAAAGAAUCAGAAUUGUGGGAGUCAAAUCACAACAAGUUGUGAUUUAACUGGUGGUAGUGUAACAAUAACAACACCAAGCAUACAAUCCGGAGGUUGCUUGAUUCAAAGCACAGACUCUGGUGUCCUCAUGCAGACGCCACAUAUGGAAAUCCGUCCGAAAUUAUCUGGUGGCGGCUGUUUUGUACAAAAAACAUUAGCAACUGAAAAUCAAGAGGUAUCAAUUACACUUUCGGAGCAAAAAGGUCAGCAAGAAAGUGCCGAACGAGAUGGUAGAAUGUUUCUGUUACCACCAAGUGGAUGUCAAGAAUUACCUGGGAUUCGGAGAAAUCUCUUACCUCAGAAAACGGAUGUGGAAACUUCAAUAGGAAAUUUUAUGGCCGGAAACUGUGAAGAAAAACCUAAUCUUUCCAACUUCCAAGCUAAUACUGCAUCAGCCAUGCACAUUCAACAAUCCAGUAAUUCUGAGAAAAACGACCAAGAAACAGAGGCAGGAAAAAAUUUCAACUGCUGUUGCAAUCAUAUGCAGAAUCUUUAUCAUGUUAAAUCCAAUAAUCCAUCAAUGUCUGAAAAUCGUAAUUCUGUACUGUUGGAUUCUAAUCCAGGAGUUCAAAUACAAGUAAACGCAACUGUACAACUUCCUGCCAGUUUAGGACAGUGUACAGUAAAUAUAACAGCAACUACUGCAAAUCCUCCGAAUUCUGUGUCAAGUACAGCAUCGAAAACUAGAAACAAUUUUAAUGGUGGAGGUUUGGUACAAAAAAAUGAAGUCGAGGGCAACGAAGAACAUUUUGAAGAAAGAAGGGAUAGAACGCCGACUACACCAGUCUCGUGGCUAAUGCCUUGCCCCUGGAGUUUCGAUAGUUAUACGAUGGAUAGAGAUGCGGCUAGACUUUGCGAAGUCAAAAGACUUUUACAUAUAUGUGGUUGGUAUCACGAAGGCCUUAGUUGGCAACAGAGUGAAAAUUUAUUGAAAGAAGCUGCGGUAGGACGGUGGUUGAUGAGAGACAGUUCGGAUAGCAGAUUUACCUUUGCUAUAUCUGUACAAACUGCCAGAGGACCUACCUCUGUUCGAGUUCACUAUUUUUUAGGACAGUUUCGAUUAGAUGCUGAACCUAGACUUGCUUUUGCUAUCCCACUUUUUGAUUGUCCAAUCAAAAUGUUAGAAUAUUACGUGGAAUAUUCAAAAAGUGUUGACGAACACAGGAAAGAAGUUUGGGUAGACUAUAGCGGCCAACUUUAUAGCGAGAUUUAUUUGACAAAGCCUUUAGUUAAGGAAGUUAGGUCUCUUAGUCAUUUAGCCAGGCUCGUGGUGAAUAGGUGUAAAUUGCCUACUGAACACUUGCCGCCACUAAUUAAAAGUUAUCUUGCAGAAUAUCCGUAUACUCUUUGAAAAAUAAUGCGUUACGUGUUUUUCUGAUUCCUGGAGGUAUUCACUUCAAAAUAUUUUAAAACUUAUUUAAACAGUGUUUCAAUAAAUUGACAAGAAAUUCCGAGUAAAGACAAUGUUUAUAUGGAAGUUCAAUAGUUGAAGAUACGUUUCUUGUUUCAUUUUCAAACACAAUUUACUUUUUUUAUUCGAAAUAAAUUAUGUAGUUAAACAUUAUUUCAGUUAAAUCGAUUAAAUGCGGCUCAUAUGUUGCAUAUUAGUGUAACGUCAAAAUGAUAGUUCCAUAAAUCAGAAACACCGAAGAAUACCUUUAUUUUUAUACAUUCUACAAUUACUUGUAUCGGAAUUUGUAUGUUCGAUGUAAUACGAAAUACACCGUAUAAUCAACUGUAUCGAAAGCUACAUUUUCGUAAAUUUGAUUAACAAUUGAGAAUAGUGGGCCAUAUUUAAUGAAAGGGGUAUGUAACGAUAACAAUUUCGAAAGUUAAACGAAAGUAUGUCACUUACUUUGUAGUCAGUAAAGCAUAAUAUUAAAAGAUUGAUUGUUCGACCGAGUCCUUUUUAAUCUUUUAAAAUCCUCCUGAAGGACAGGGUACCAUUUACAUACCCUGCUUGGACCAAACAAAAUUGUAGACGGUCUUUUCCUUCAUUAACGAUUAGAGGAAUGAUGUGGUUUUAAGUUUUCCAUAACGCAUAUAUUAAUCAAUUUUUUCCGACACUAUAAUUAACUAGAACUUUUUUACCGUUAUAGUGAACGUAAUUAUUUUGAAAUGACGAAUGAAGAAAAACGAUUACUUAAAAUGACCUUCUGCGCAACAUAGUUUUAAAACCAGGAAGAUACGUUAUGGAAUUAUUAAUGGAAAAUUAAGUUAAUACAAAGCUCGGUCACUUCUGAUAUUUCUUGAGCAGUGAUUGGCAAUGUGUGCUUAUAGUUGCAAAUCAUUGCUCUGCACUGAAACUGUUCAAGAACAGUAAGAAUGAUAUUAAAUCAGCUUCAGUGAAGGAAUUAUAAGGCAGUAUUAGAAUUUAAAGCAUCGAUUUGACUCUUCAUUUCCUAAUAAAAGUGAUAACAUAGCUAUGAAACAAGUAGUUUAUACAAAAAUUAUUGCGUAUGGGAGUGCAUAUGUAUAAAAUAAUUUCGUAGUGCGAGAAAUGUACAGAUGAAUGUUUUUCAUACGAUUUCUGAAGGUACAUCUGAAUUAAUUUAAGUAAUCCAUAGACGACCAAGAACAUCUUUUAAUUAUUCUACUUGCAUAAACAUUCCAUUGAUGUUUGUGCAUAAAAGUUGCCAAAAAAUAGUAGAAACAUGUAUCAAUAUUUUUAACUUCCACAUGUUGAGUUGACGUAUUGCAUAAUCAUAAUAGGAAUGGAUACUAUUUCUUGACGGUGUAUCUUGUUUACUGAAAUUCGACCCAGAUAAUUAUUAAGCACGCUUGGUUGCCUAUGGAUUAGUUUACGAAGUGCAGCUUAUUUUUAAACAAAUAUUGAAUGUAACAAAGAAAUCAAAUUUUAAAUGUGACUGUCGUCUGUGUAAUGUACAAUCUGACAGUAUAUAGGGUGAUCCGUUUAAGUGGAC